This is a messenger RNA of Dimorphilus gyrociliatus, 610 nucleotides long. The record is from the annotation of a GenBank genome assembly. NCBI's taxonomy places the organism in Eukaryota, Metazoa, Annelida, Polychaeta, Dinophilidae.
AAUGAUGAAUUUUAUAAGCGUUCGCCGUCCAACUAAUAAAGAAGAUGUCUUCUAUGAGGUUGUAAUAAUUGGAGAUAGUACUGUGGGAAAGACGUGCAUAUUAAGGAGUUUCUCUAAAGCUCCAUUUAUGAGUAAUACGUCGUCCACUAGCGGUGUUGAUCAUACAGAAAUUGCACUUAAAAUUAGCAGGGUCAAUAAUGAAACUUCCGGUAAGGACCAUAUUAUACCUGUUUACGUACUGGCAAAUAAAAUAGAUCUUAACGAAGAAAGAGUUGUUAAUAGGGCUAUUGCGGAAGAGUUUAGUAAACAGUACGAAGGCUACUUCGAGGUUAGUGCAAGAACUGGAAAAGGAAUUGACAACGCUCUCGACGAAUUAGCUAAAUUCGUCCUCACUCAAAGAAAUCCUGCCCGAAGUAUUGAAGGCUUUGAAAGUAUCGAACAAGUCAUGAAUCAAGAGAUCCGCUUGUCAAAAUCGUGUCAUUGUAAUUGUAAAAACUGUCAAAAAUGUGUUGUGAAAAACGAAUCCAAGUCGGAUGAUAAUGGUAGAAAGAGGAACUUCUUCUUUUUAAAGAGAAAGGAUGGUUCAAGGAGAAAAUUUUUUUGUAUCUAA